Molecule: messenger RNA, 2057 nt
Organism: Eubalaena glacialis (North Atlantic right whale)
Lineage: Eukaryota; Metazoa; Chordata; Mammalia; Artiodactyla; Balaenidae
Product: oviduct-specific glycoprotein-like
Biological process (GO): chitin catabolic process; carbohydrate metabolic process
Cellular component (GO): extracellular region
Molecular function (GO): chitin binding; chitinase activity
Source: RefSeq, a predicted model, not a curated record
AGAAUGUGGAAGAGGUUGUGAUGCAGUGGGGAUUUCUUCAGCAAGCCAACUAAAAGGGCUGGUUCUUGUGCUGAAACACCACAAUGGUGCUGCCCACAAACUGGUGUGUUAUUUCACCAACUGGGCGUUUAGUCGGCCCAGCCCUGCUUCGAUCCUGCCCCGGGACCUGGACCCCUUUCUCUGCACCCACCUGGUAUUUGCCUUUGUCUCAAUGAACAGCAAUCAGAUUGUUCCUAAGGAUCCCCAGGAUGAGAAAAUCCUCUACCCAGAGUUCAACAAGCUCAAGGAGAGGAACAGGGAGCUGAAAACACUGCUGUCCAUCGGGGGGUGGAACUUCGGCACAUCGAGGUUCACCACGAUGCUGUCCACAUUUGCCAACCGGGAGAAGUUUGUCAAUUCAGUGAUAGCCCUCCUGAGGACACAUGGCUUUGAUGGUCUGGACCUCUUCUUCUUGUACCCUGGACUCAGAGGCAGCCCCAGACGUGACCGCUGGACCUUUGUCUUCUUACUUGAAGAGCUCCUGCUUGCUUUCAGGAAGGAGGCGCAGCUCACCAUACGUCCAAGGCUGCUGCUCUCUGCUGCUGUCUCUGGGGACCCCCGUGUCAUCCAAAAAGCGUAUGAUGUGCACCUUCUGGGAAGACUACUGGAUUUCAUCAGCAUCUUGUCUUAUGACUUACAUGGAAGCUGGGAAAAGUUCACAGGACACAAUAGCCCGCUGUUCUCUAUGCCCAAGGACCCCAAAUCUUCAGCAUAUGCCAUGAACUACUGGCGAAAGCUUGGUGCAGCACCUGAGAAGCUCCUUAUGGGGCUCCCCACCUAUGGACGUACUUUUCGCCUCCUCAAAGCCUCUAAGAAUGAGUUGUGGGCAGAAGCUGUGGGACCAGCAUCUCCAGGGAAGUACACCAAGCAAGCUGGCUUCUUGGCUUAUUAUGAGAUUUGCUCCUUCAUCUGGAGAGCGAAGAAGUGCUGGAUUGAUGAUCAGUAUGUCCCAUAUGCCUACAAGGGGAAGGAGUGGGUUGGCUAUGAUGAUGCCAUCAGCUUCAGUUACAAGGCAUUUUUCAUAAUGAGAGAGCAUUUUGGGGGGGCCAUGGUGUGGACAUUGGACCUGGAUGACGUCAGGGGCACUUUCUGUGGCACUGGCCCUUUCCCCCUUGUCUACACAUUGAAUAAUCUCCUGGUGAAGGCUGAGUUCAGCUCAACUCCUUCACCAAAAUUUUGGCUCUCAACUGCUGUGAAUUCUUCAAGAAUUGGCCCUGAAAGGCUGACUGUGAUCAAGGAUUUGACCACUGAUUUGGGGAUCUUGCCCCCCGGAGGAGAGGCUGUGGCCACGGAGAUCCAUAGAAAGUCUGAAACUAUGACCACAGUCCCAAGAGGUGGGCUUGUGACCCCUACAAGGGAAACUCUGUCCUUUGGAAAGCACCCUGUAACUCCAGAAUGGAAGACUGUGACCCCUGGAGAGGAGACCAUGACCCCUGUGGGCCACAAGGCUGUGACCCCUGGAGGGAUAACUGUGGCUCCUAUGCAUCUUCAGACUGGAGAGAAAAUCAUGCCCCCAAGAAGGAAGGCUGAAGCCCCUGAGAAGAUGACCGUACCCUCAGGAAAGAUGACAGUCACCCCUGCUGGGCAGACUGAGACUCUUGAGGCGAAUUUGACUUCUGAGGUGGACCCUGACCCCCUGGUGGGUUACUUUGGUCUUCACACAGAAGCUGAAAACUGGAUGCUGCUCUCUGGUCCUGUCAUCUCGCCCCCAGGACACACUGCUCUUGCUUUUGACAAGCCCUUUGUUCCCAGAUGGAAUCAUUCCUCUGAUGAUUCAGUAACUCUUCCAAUGAGUCCUCUCUCUCUAAAGAAAGAAAAUCCAGAAAACUCUGCUGUGGACUGAGGAUCCUAAGAUCUGUUGGCAGAAACUGGGGAAAGUCCUUGCCUUUUCUUCUGGGUUCCCUGACAGAAGCUGCCUGUGCCCAGCCAUUCAUAAACCAUUCUUGGGGCAAAGCAGGCCCCAGGCCACACUGAGUUCAUCUCUUUUCUGUUGAAUAAACUGGAAGCAUAAGAACUCA